Trematosphaeria pertusa is the source of this 525-nucleotide messenger RNA. RefSeq lists its product as uncharacterized. The coding region runs from base 1 to 525 and encodes 174 amino acids. Lineage: Eukaryota; Fungi; Ascomycota; Dothideomycetes; Pleosporales; Trematosphaeriaceae. The record is from RefSeq and is a predicted model, not a curated record. The transcript is spliced from 2 exons.
AUGUCCGACAACAUCAUCGUCAAGUCCGUCGCAGGAACCUGCAUCUCCUUCUCCUUUAUCCUCGCAGGAAACGCAAUAACGCAAUCCUUCAUGACUGUCCCCGCGCUGCUCGUCGACUUCCCGCCCCCAGGAUCCUCGGACCACACCGCACGCGCGCGCCUCCUGGGCCGCCAAUGGCCGCUCUGCUGGACGGUGGGCAACCGCUUCUUCCGGCCCAUCAGCACGCUCGGCUUCCUGGGCUACGUGUACGCGGGCUACGCCGUGUACAGCGAGGGCGGGCUCGCGCGCAGCGACUGGACCAUGUUUGCGGUGGCGGCGGCUAUGCAUUUGACGACUAUUGUGCACUCUGCGGUCAAUAUGCAGCCGCUGAAUGAUCGGCUAGAGGCGCUGGCGACGCGCACGGAAGAGAAGGAGUUGGGGGAGGCGGAGGGCGUGGCGAGGCAGUGGGCGAGUUGGAAUAGGUUGAGGGUUGUUACACCGGUUAUGGCCGGGGGUUUGGCGCUUUGGCAGCUGUGUAGGUUGUAG